GGGCGACGAUGUGGUUCAUGUACGCGCUGAGCUGGGUCGCGCUCCUCGUCCAGGCCGCCUUCGUCACCCUCGGCAUCGCGGCUGGAUUGUACUACCUGGCGGAGCUGAUAGAAGAAUACACAGUGGCCACAAGCCGGAUCAUCAAAUACAUGAUCUGGUUCUCCACGGCUGUGCUGGUCGGCCUGUAUCUCUUCGAGCGCUUCCCGGGUCUCCUGGUGGGCGUGGGUCUCUUCACCAACCUGGUCUACUUCGGAUUGCUGCAGACCUUCCCCUUCAUCAUGUUGACCUCCCCCAAUUUCAUCCUCUCCUGUGUGCUGGUUGUGUUGAACCACUACCUGGCCUUUCAAUAUUUCGCAGAGGAAUAUUAUCCCUUCUCGGAGGUCCUGGCCUAUUUCACCUUUUGCCUUUGGCUGAUCCCCUUCGCCUUCUUCGUGUCUCUGUCGGCUGGCGAAAACGUCCUGCCUUCCACCGUCCAGCCUGGAGACGAUGUGGUCUCCAACUACUUCACCAAAGGGAAGCGAGGGAAGCGUUCGGGAAUCCUCUUGGUCUUCUCCUUCAUCAAGGAAGCCAUCUUGCCCAGCCGACAGAAGAUGUACUGAUGUCCCCCCCCUCCGGCA
Messenger RNA from Protobothrops mucrosquamatus (brown spotted pit viper), 617 nucleotides. Its product is annotated as protein TEX261. Lineage: Eukaryota; Metazoa; Chordata; Lepidosauria; Squamata; Viperidae. Gene Ontology annotation, molecular function: COPII receptor activity. Gene Ontology annotation, biological process: endoplasmic reticulum to Golgi vesicle-mediated transport. The record is from RefSeq and is a predicted model, not a curated record. Gene Ontology annotation, cellular component: endoplasmic reticulum membrane; Golgi membrane; COPII-coated ER to Golgi transport vesicle. The transcript is spliced from 6 exons. The coding region runs from base 9 to 599 and encodes 196 amino acids.